Fusarium pseudograminearum CS3096 is the source of this 339-nucleotide messenger RNA. RefSeq lists its product as uncharacterized. The record is from RefSeq and is a predicted model, not a curated record. NCBI's taxonomy places the organism in Eukaryota, Fungi, Ascomycota, Sordariomycetes, Hypocreales, Nectriaceae. The coding region runs from base 1 to 339 and encodes 112 amino acids. The transcript is spliced from 2 exons.
AUGGUAUCUACCAUCAACGCGCCGGACGGGUGGACAACUGACCCUGACGAGAUGGACCUCGACUACUACUGGGCCGACGGUGUGCGAGGGAAACAAGCUGCUGCGUAUCGAGGUUUGGAUAACCCCACGCCUCUUAUGCGCUUGAGCCUGAGCGAUGGAGGGGACCAAUUUCUCUUCACUUCAGGCGGCAAGUUUUACUUGUGGAACAUGACGUCGGACGAUGUUUCAAUCAUCACCUCGCCCACAAGUCAGGAGGAUAUUGUCAAGGCUCUUGGCGCCAUGCUCACCGACGCUGGCUCCGAUGAUCUCAAGAUGGAGUUUGUAGAUUUGAAGGAGUAG